CACCCUGUCCUCCGCUCCCCUUCCUCGGUUCGCUUCCUUCCUCCCUCCUCCAGUCAUCUAGCUUAGUACUAUUUAUGCCACUCCCAGCCGGGUGGGAACGGCCAGUGUCAGCGUCUCACACCCUGAGGCCGCGCAGAGCCACUGCUUGCGCUCUCUCGCUGUCUCACACCAGCCCUUCCACCUCCACCCUGCAUUGUUCGUCGUUCCUCCUCCUUCCGCGUCUUGGAGCGUGAGAUCUUGCCUCGCGGAAUGGCGGCGUCCCGGGCAUGGCUGGCCCGUGCCACGGCGGCGGCGGUGCUGGGUUUCGUCCUGGUGGUGGCGUCAGCUGAGGCGGCAUCGGGGGACGUGGAGAUGGUGUUCCUCAAGGCCGCAGUGGCCAAAGGUGCAGUGUGCUUGGACGGCAGCCCACCGGUUUACCACUUCUCUCCCGGCUCUGGUUCUGGCGCCGAUAACUGGGUGGUUCACAUGGAGGGAGGAGGGUGGUGCAGGAAUCCUGAUGAAUGUGCAGUCCGGAAGGGCAACUUCAGGGGCUCCUCCAAAUUUAUGAGACCACUCUCAUUUUCAGGGAUAUUAGGCGGCAGCCAAAAAUCCAAUCCUGAUUUCUACAACUGGAAUAGAAUAAAGGUCAGAUACUGUGAUGGUUCAUCAUUUACUGGUGACGUUGAGGCUGUGGACACUGCGAAAAAUCUCCAUUACAGAGGGUUCAGAGUUUGGCGUGCCAUCAUGGAUGAUCUACUUACUGUGAGGGGAAUGAACAAGGCAAAAUACGCUCUUCUUUCUGGAUGUUCAGCCGGGGGUCUAGCAGCAAUACUACAUUGUGAUAGGUUCCGUGAUCUGUUUCCAGCGACAACAAAGGUCAAGUGUUUUUCUGAUGCUGGAUAUUUUUUCGAUGGGAAGGAUAUCUCUGGGAACUAUUACGCCAGGUCAAUCUAUAAGAACGUUGUGAAUCUACAUGGAUCAGCCAAAAAUUUACCAGCUUCAUGUACCUCAAAGCAACCUGAGCUGUGUAUGUUCCCACAGUACGUAGUACCGACAAUGCGUACACCAUUGUUCAUACUUAAUGCAGCCUAUGAUUCAUGGCAGGUCAAGAACGUCCUAGCACCUAGUCCAGCUGAUCCGAAGAAGACUUGGGCCCAAUGCAAACUUGAUAUCAAGAGCUGCUCCCCCAGCCAACUCACAACCUUGCAGAAUUUCAGGACAGACUUUCUGGCAGCACUUCCUAAAACUCCAUCUGUAGGCAUGUUCAUCGACUCAUGCAAUGCUCAUUGCCAAUCAGGAUCUCAAGAUACAUGGCUAGCCGAUGGUUCUCCCACGGUUAAUAAGACGCAAAUUGGCAAGGCAGUGGGGGACUGGUACUUCGACAGGGAGGUCUCUCGGCAGAUUGAUUGCCCGUAUCCCUGCAACCCAACUUGCAAGAACCGUGAGGAUGACUGAGCAGUUGUAUAAGUAGUUCCAGUCAAAUAUGUUGUGUUGUUAUUCAAAAAAAAAUGUUGUGUUAUUAAAGUGCAAACAAUAAAGGGAUCACACCUCGCCCGUAGUUGUAGAUGAUCAAUUAUAAACACA
Molecule: messenger RNA, 1563 nt
Organism: Sorghum bicolor (sorghum)
Lineage: Eukaryota; Viridiplantae; Streptophyta; Magnoliopsida; Poales; Poaceae
Product: pectin acetylesterase 7
Exons: 12
Coding region: 250-1434 (394 amino acids)
Molecular function (GO): hydrolase activity
Source: RefSeq, a predicted model, not a curated record